Asterias rubens (European starfish) is the source of this 3921-nucleotide messenger RNA. Its product is annotated as SCO-spondin-like. Bases 314 to 3598 code for a protein of 1094 amino acids. The transcript has 20 exons. The record is from RefSeq and is a predicted model, not a curated record. Lineage: Eukaryota; Metazoa; Echinodermata; Asteroidea; Forcipulatida; Asteriidae.
UCUUGCCAAUUUUUGUCGCUCUUUCUUUACACUUUGAAAAGUUCAUUGUAUAAUAAACUAACAUCUUGCCCGCCAGUUGUUGAUGUAACUGAUUAAGAUUUAAUUGCACAAACUACAAUGAGUGCGGCCCGUCAAAGACAAACGUCUGUGUGCCCCGUGUUUACAUAUGAAACUAAGUAAGCGCUGCACCGAUUCCGUGAAAAACUGUCAGUCUAUACUUUCGUUUUCUUCAAUUCACCCGUCACAAGUUUCAUAGAAGUGUGAGCUCAGUUAAAUCAAUGUAGGUGUCAACUUCUGAGUCAUUUUGUAGAAGAUGGGUUGCUUCUUACUGCAAACGUAUGUGUUGUUCGAAGCUGUUGUCAAAUUGCUGCUUGUCUUCCAUGCAGCUGGAUUAGUGAAAGCAGGGUGGACACCAUGGAGCAGUUGGACGACAUGUUCCAUGUCAUGCGGAGACGGGGGAUUUACAACAAGAAGUCGUACAUGCCUUGACGAUGGAUCACCAUGUGUUGGCGAUAACUUUGAUGCAGGCCAGUGCAACAUGGAUCCAUGCCCAAUCGACGGUGUGUGGUUAGAAUGGACUUCCUGGACUAACUGCACCUUAGUCUGUGGUUCUGGGACUCAGUACCAUCAGAGGGAAUGUAAGGAGCCGAAGCACGGGGGGAUGCCCUGUCAGGGGAACUUCAAUGAAACAGAAGCCUGUAAUGUAGACCCAUGUCCAGUUGAUGGGAACUGGACACAGUGGAGUGAUUGGAAAGCUUGUCCUGUCUCCUGUGGUGGAAGCACCCACGCCAGGAAUCGAACCUGCAUCGGUCCGUUCCACGGAGGGCUUCCUUGCGAAGGAGUGGGUGUGGAAGAGAGAGACUGCAAUCCUGACCCAUGCCCAAUUGAUGGGUCAUGGGCAGACUGGGCGGACUGGUCUGAGUGCAGUUCCAGCUGCAACUUUGGACAACAAUUUCGUCGGAGGACAUGUGACAAUCCCGCACCGCAGUAUGGCGGAGUACACUGCCCAGGCCAAGGGAAGGGAGACAGGUUGUGCUUUUUACUAUUUUGCCCCCAGCAUGGUGGCUGGUCCCUAUGGUCCCCUUGGUCAGGGUGUUCCGAGACCUGUGACUGGGGGUUCCGUGAGCGAUGGCGAUCUUGUGAUAAUCCUGAGCCCGCCUGGGGAGGGUACUACUGCAUUGGAACUGAGACGAGUGGAGAGAGCUGCAUGGAAACACCAUGCCCAGUUGAUGCAAGUUGGGGUACAUGGUCUGAAUGGAGCCCAUGCUCACAGUCAUGCGGCUCUGGAGGUAACUUUACCCAUACCAGAGAGUGUGACUUUCCACCACCUAUGUAUGGCGGUAAAGACUGCAGCGGGUCGGACUGGCAAAUGGCAGACUGCUACGUGGACAGAUGUGAAGAUGAUGGCGGCUGGUCUGAUUGGACUGAAUGGAGUAGUUGCAGCAAAGAAUGUGAGACCGGAAUACAGGUCAGGGAUCGAACCUGUGAUAACCCUACACCAACCUUGCCCGAUGGUGAACAAUGCCACGGACCUGCCAAUGAAACUAGGGUUUGCAACACGCAUAUAUGUCCAGUACACGGUGGAUGGUCUGCCUGGUCCAUCUGGACCCUGUGCCCUGUCACCUGCGGUGGGGACAUAGAGACGCGUUAUCGCACCUGCAAUAACCCCCCUCCAUUAUUCAAUGGUGACGACUGUCCAGAGUUGGCUAAUGCGGAGAGAGAUUGUAGCACCAAUGGAUGUCCAGUUGAUGGAGCCUGGACAACUUGGUCCUCUUGGGCAGAAUGUUUCACAAGCUGUGGAGGGGGGAUGACAUCCCGAACUCGUACCUGCACUAACCCUGAAACAGUAUGGGGAGGGAUCCCUUGUCCUGAGGCAGACCCCAGUGAAGAGUGGGAUACAUGCAAUGAGUUUCCUUGUCCAAUUCCCGGUGGUUGGUCUGAAUGGUCAGCUUGGUUGGACUGUCCAGUGACCUGUGGAGGCCAUGAGCUGUUAAGAGACAGAGUGUGCGAUGACCCAGUACCUCAGCACGGUGGAGAGACAUGCCCAGGGGAUUCUCAGGAUUCUACUGUAUGCAAUGACGACCCUUGCCCAGUGAAUGGGAGUUGGACGGAGUGGUCUUCAUGGAGUGAGUGUAGCGUCUUAUGUGAGGGUGGACUCCAGUCGAGGGAACGCACCUGCGCUGAUCCAGCCCCCGCCCACGGCGGCGCUAAUUGCCAUGGUAACUGGACGGAUACGGACAGCGGAGAGGAGACAGAGAAUGAAGAGAGAGGAUGUAACCCUCAGAUGUGCCCAGUUCAUGGGGGGUUUACUCAGUGGACGGAGUGGCAGAAUUGCCCGGUGUCCUGCGGUGGUGCCACCAUCUAUCGUCAUCGCAACUGUACAGAUCCCGCCCCCAUGUAUGGUGGUGUAGAUUGCGCUGGGAGUAACAGGAGUCACAAGAUCUGUAAUGGUGACGUUCAGUGUCCAAUUCAUGGGAACUGGGGAAGAUGGCUGGACUGGGCCCCCUGCUCCAAGCUUUGUGAAAACGGCACAACCUCCCGCAUCCGGCUGUGCAAUGAUCCUUCACCUCUCUACAACGGUGACACCUGUGAAGGGGACAUGAAGGAGUACACAACCUGUAACACACACACAUGCCCUAUUCAUGGUGGUUACUCCCUGUGGACCCCUUGGAGUCAGUGCACCAAGUCUUGUGGUGGAGGCCAGACUCAACGCACUAGGCAGUGCGACAGUCCAGCCCCCUCGCUUGACGGAAACCCUUGUGUGGGUACAACCAUAGAGAAGCGGCUGUGUUCAGCUUUCUACUGCCCAGUUCAUGGUGGAUUCUCGCCCUGGGGCGAGUGGACACAAUGCCCAGUCACUUGUGGGGGUGCUCAGGUCAACCAUACUCGUGUCUGUAACAAUCCCACUCCCCGAUACGACGGCCGACAGUGUGAGGGACCGACGGUUUCAGGCAAACUGUGUGCCGGUGUAGCCUGCCCAAUUGAUGGUUUGUGGACAUCAUGGCUACCAUGGUCCCAGUGUUCAGUCACAUGCGGUGAUGGUCACCAGUUGACCAAUAGGAGUUGUUCAGACCCUAGUCCUGCCUUUGGAGGAUUUGAUUGCGUGGGUGAGGGUUACAGAGAAAUCAUGUGCUACAAUCAAGACCAGUGCCCAGUACUUCCUCCAGUACCAUUUAAUAUCACCUUCUCUGUGAGUAAAGCCAUCAAGGGAGGUCUGGUUUCCGUCUAUGUCAACUGGGAUGUAAACCAGACUGAUGUGGAUUACUUCAUUGUGCAGGCUAAACGACUCAACACUCAAGGGGUACCCAAAGGUAAUGCAUCAGCCUAUGAGUGGCAGACGUAUGGCACCGUUAUGGGCAUACAUCGCCUUGUUCCGGUCCGGGAUAAUCCAAUGACCGGUGCAGGUUUAUUCGAGGGAGACUUCAAGGUCAGGGUCAUUGCUGGGAACCAGUUCUUGGAGUCUAGCUCAGAGGAAUUGUCAUUCAAUGUUAUAAAAUAUUUGACUGGCGGAUCGCAACCUUCUGCUGGCUUUAGCAAUCCUGAAUUGGUGAUUCUGCUGACGGCAUUCAGCGUCUAUCUCCAACUGUAUUCCUCAUAACAGUGUACAGGAUUCAAGGUGAGGCUCAAUACUGAAAAUAGACUGGUGCUCUUGAUGAUGAUUUACUUUCAAUGGCCAAUUGGAACUUGUGAGACAGGGAGCCUGACUUGUAGAGGUAAUUUUAGUGGUAUCUUGCCUUGCCUUCCACCUCUAGGACCCUAAGUUCAAAUCUCGCUGUUGUCACUAUUAUGUGGAUUAGAUUAAUGAAACUGGACCUCCCUGCUCCGCUAAAGUCUUUAGUUUGAAAGAACUGUUAAAGGCAGUGGACACUAUUGGUAAUUACUCAAAAUAAUUUUAGCAUAAAAACUUACUUGGUAACGAGC